AUGACAAGGCAGCCUCUCAUCAUCUACUCGUCCAUCGGCGGCGCCAUCUGCUGCGUGCUCCUCGGUAGCCAGCUCCAGCUAGACUGGGGCCCAGGCUGGCUGACCGCGCUCGUGCUGUAUGUCUUCUGCGCCGUCUACAGCUUCGGCGGCGGCACUGUGCCUUUCGUGCUGAUCGCGGAAGUGUUUUUGCCCGAGGUAAAGAGCUUCAUGACGAUGCUAGUCGUGGAGUGGUUCUGGCUCUGUUCCUUCUUAAGCCUGAUCAUCUUCAACCCUCUCAUGAUACUCCUGGGCCUUGGAGGAGUGUUCUACGUGUUCGCUGCAGUCUGCGUGGUCACUGCAGUAAUGUCGGCGAUGUACGUUCCGGAGACGAAGAGACUGACACUGGAGGCUGUACAGCUGAUGCUGGCAGAGAGGAGGAACUUUUAAGAAUAAGAAUAAGAAAAGAGUAAGAAGAGAAUAAGAAAAGAGGAAGAAAAGAAUAAGAA
Molecule: messenger RNA, 485 nt
Organism: Ostrinia furnacalis (Asian corn borer)
Lineage: Eukaryota; Metazoa; Arthropoda; Insecta; Lepidoptera; Crambidae
Product: sugar transporter ERD6-like 8
Exons: 3
Coding region: 1-426 (141 amino acids)
Biological process (GO): transmembrane transport
Cellular component (GO): membrane
Molecular function (GO): transmembrane transporter activity
Source: RefSeq, a predicted model, not a curated record